AUGUAUCAACUACCACCGAUUGACGAGUUUAAAGCACAGUUACCAGAGGAGCAGAAAGUGGUGAUUGACCACCUCUUUGAACCCUGUGACUCUCUCAACUGGUUUAUACAAAACUUUGUCAUUGGCAAACAAUUCUCCAGCUACCCCGAGUUUAUCAAUUUGGUCCGUACCGAACUCGAGGUACUUGUCAACCGCGAUGGCUUCUUUGCCGCAAGAAAUGGAUACGAGGCCAACACUUUGAUCAAUAAUAUAAUAUCGGCGCAUCCAAGAUUGGGUGCUCCAAAGACAACGAAAUUGAGCCAACACUCAGCAGAGGAACAAAAGAAACUCGGUAGUGAAGAAAUGCAAAAGAGACUAGCUGAACUUAAUGAGAGAUAUGAGAAGACGUUUCCUGGAUUGAGGUAUGUUGUAUUUGUCAAUGGUAGAAGCCGAGAUGAAAUAAUUGUCAAUAUGGAAGAAAGGAUUAGGCGCAAUGACAUUGCGUUGGAGAGAAGCGAAGCUUUCCAAGCCAUGUGUGACAUUGCUUUAGAUAGAGCAGCCAAGUUAGAUGUCAAGUUGUAG
Messenger RNA from Lodderomyces margitis, 561 nucleotides. RefSeq lists its product as uncharacterized. Lineage: Eukaryota; Fungi; Ascomycota; Pichiomycetes; Serinales; Debaryomycetaceae. The coding region runs from base 1 to 561 and encodes 186 amino acids. The transcript has a single exon. The record is from RefSeq and is a predicted model, not a curated record.